Messenger RNA from Phialemonium atrogriseum, 3159 nucleotides. RefSeq lists its product as uncharacterized. NCBI's taxonomy places the organism in Eukaryota, Fungi, Ascomycota, Sordariomycetes, Cephalothecales, Cephalothecaceae. The record is from RefSeq and is a predicted model, not a curated record. The transcript has a single exon. Bases 1 to 3159 code for a protein of 1052 amino acids. Gene Ontology annotation, molecular function: protein binding.
AUGUUAGACAUCGCGGGGUAUCCCUUGGUAGGGACCCUGUCUUCCUCCACCACGGCCGUCCGAAGGACAGUUUGGGCAUUCCUUCUUUUCUGGAUCUGGAUUGCGAGGUCUCAGAUCUUGCCUUAUACACCAACGACGAUCCUCCUGCCCCAGUGUGGGCCUUCGUCGUGUCAAGGCCAGAGCAGCCAUGACGCCUUCAUUUUCUACCCAGACGACUCAUCCGUCAAUCUGCUGUCCAUCGACGUUUCGUCGACAGUUCACGCCAGGUCCCUCAAUGUAGAGACACUUACAUCUGGACUUCCCUUUCUCGACGACGAAGCCGGCUCGACGGCCUUCACCGCGUCGAUCUCGGACGAUGGGACCAUUACCGUACUCGCCGGUGAUUGUUCUUCGAAGAAGGCACCAUCUGUCUGGACCUUCAAUCGGACAUCCGGCCAGACCAAGUGGGCCCAGCAUUAUCCCACCACCAACGGCCCAGCUGGGCCCUCCUUUCUGGGAGGGAGCUUGAGCUUCUCUUCUACGAUCGCCCCGGUCCCAUCGCCGCCUGUGACGUAUGUCUACGGCGGGAUGUGCCCGUGGUCAAACGCCUCAACAUCGACCUGGCAGUCAGCAGCAUCGUACUCGAACCAGAUGCUGAAGAUUUCUACCCAAGACCCUGGACCGGAUGCCGCAUAUACGGUCAGGUAUGCCUCCAACAAUGGACCGCCCAUUGCGGACGCCGGGUUUACCUUCACUCCUCUCGUACCCUCUAUUGCGAACAGGUCGGGAACGGUGACGCAGCAGGCCAACAGCGUUCUGCUGGGGGGACACACUCAAGGCGCCUUCAUCAACAUGAGCACGGCUGCCCUCUGGAGCCUGCCCGAGGAGUCGUGGACCUUCCUCUCCAUCAACGCGCCGGCGGGCAAUCCAAACACCGAGCUGGCCAUCAAGAAUACCAUCACGGGCGUCGAGAGCAGGUCCGGCCACACCGCGGUUCUCACCGAGGACGGAAGCUCCCUCGUCAUACUGGGAGGCUGGGUCGGCGACAUCACCCAGGCGGCCGAGCCGCAGUUGGCAGUCCUCGAGAUGGGCAGCAGCUUUGACGACUGGCAGUGGUCCAACCCGGUCGCGCAGCCGCCAGGCCCCGGAAUAUACGGCCACGGAGCAACUCUGCUGCCCGGGAAUGUCAUGAUGGUCUACGGGGGAUAUAGCGUCUCGUCGAGUCCAUCGUCCAGGGUUAAGAGACGGCAGAUCGGGGCCAGUAACGAGGUUCCCAUGUUCCUCAACCUGACUUCAAUGGCGUGGACAGACGAAUACACGCACCCCACCGCCAGCAGUAAAGCCGACGGUGGUGGUUCAACCUCAAGCUCGCCCUCGCCCAGCGGGUCGAAUUCGAAAAGCAAAAAGAUCGGUUUGGGAGUCGGUCUCGGGGUCGGCAUCCCCCUGGCGAUAGCCGCCAUCGUCCUCGGGGUGUGUUACAGGAGGCACGCCAACCGCCAGCGCGCCCACCGGGACCAGGUGGUCCGGAACCUGAGCCAGGACGCCGCGAGGUUCCUGAACGUGGGCAACAACCACGACGAGAUGCUCGAGCGCGACCACGGCGGCGACGCCGGCAUCUUCCCCUGGAACCCGGCCGCGGCGCGGGACUGGUACACGGGCGGGCCCGACGCGUACGCCCGCGGGCAGCGCUCACUGGGCUACGAGAGUCUCCGCGGUCAGGGCAAGCUGUCCCCCUUCUCGUACCCUCCGCCCCUCCCGCCCGUCGCGGCGGGGCCGAGUUCCGGCCGGUCGCGCGGCUCGGCUCGGGGACUGUACCAGCCCACCAACGUACUUACGUCGUCGAGCGGCGGUGGCAGUGGCGGCUAUGAUUUCGGCAGCCCCCAUCGCAUCCCGCCCAUCUACGAGGCGGACGAGGACGAGGGGCCCGAGGACGGCGACACCAGCAGCCCGAGCGGGUCACCCAGUAGCCCGGAGCACAACCACCACCCCGACGACGACGGCGACUACGACGACGAUGACGAGGGCGAGGGCGCCGGCUCGGACCCGUUCCUCACGCCCACGGCCACGACCCCAAGGGGCAGCGGCAUCUUUGCGCCGUCCAGCCGCGCCGCCAGCACGCCCAGCCCCGAGGGCGGCAGGGGGCCCGCCACCACCACCGCCGUCGCCGCCGCCGGGCAGGACCACGACGUCCGGGACUGGGUGUCGGACGUCGACGCCGCCGACGCCUUGCUGGCGGCCAGGAUCAGCGCGCACGGGACGACCACAACCACGACGCCGACGAGCGACGAGGGCCGCCCCCCGAGCAGCAUGUCCGAGUCCGGCCGCAGCAUCCUCAGCCAGCACCAGAACUACCAGCCGCUGUCGCGGUCGGGGUCGGUGCGGUCGGCGCGGCAGCUGCAGCAGCAGCAGCACCACCACCACCACCGGCGCCGGCACAGCCGGGCAGCGAGCCCGUCGGUGGCGGAGAUGGCGCGCCUGGGGAGCAGCUCGGGCAGCUCGUCGCACACGUGGGGCACGGCCAAGAGUAACCUGGCCGGGCUGCGGGACGAGGGGCCGGGCUUGCUUCGGGGAGGGGGCGGCGAGGAUGAUGAAUAUGAGGAUGAGCCUGGUAGCCCCAGCAAGAAUAGGCCGCGGCGGAGCUGGUUUGGGAGCCUGAGGAGGGUGUUUAGUGGGUCGCCUGAGAGUGGUAGCAGCGGUAGUAGGGGGGGAAGCCCGACGCGGGAGGGCUUGAUGGGGGGAAGCUCGGACUGCGAGGCCAGGCCUGCUGGGGGCCAGAUGCUGAGGAGGAAGCAGGGGCGGGAGGCGUGGGAGGGCGAGGGCGAGGGCGGGGACGGGUUGGAUGACUGGGACGUCGAGAGGGCGGUGGAGCAGAGGCUCGUGCAGGUCAUGUUCACGGUGCCCAAGGAGAGGCUGAGGGUCGUGAAUGCGGAGAUUGAGCGAGAGGAGGAGGUCGUGGUCGUUGACCCGGAUAGGGAGGGCGGGGAGGAGAAGCUUGGGGGCGACGAACGGCCCCUCGAGCCGAUGAGUAAGGACGAGUUGGUCUCGAGAACGCCCUCGACCAUCGUCCACACCGCUGAAGCGGUGAGGCUUGACCGGCCGCGCACGCGGGUGCUUGAGAUGGUCGAGAGCAUCGAGUCUCAGAGCCGGGACAACAGUCCCGCUGGUAGUCCGGAGCGUUGA